Xyrichtys novacula (pearly razorfish) is the source of this 10489-nucleotide messenger RNA. Lineage: Eukaryota; Metazoa; Chordata; Actinopteri; Labriformes; Labridae. The record is from the annotation of a GenBank genome assembly.
GAUGCACCUUGCUUCAACCCAUAGUGGAGAAGUACAGCUUUUCUCUUUUUUUUUUUUUUUACACCUAGACGUUUAUUCCCAUCCAAUCACAAAACUCAACUGAGGUGACUUCACAGCAGCUGUUAUGAGUCAUCCAUUCAUACCUUUGUCUUGAAACUGUAUCUGUUUGCUCUCAUUCUGUGUCAUGGGGCCUCGUAUUUAUAAUGACGGAGCGAGUGACUGCGAGCAUGCAGGCCCAAACGUGAAAUGUUGCCAACAAGGAGCAGCAGGUGAGUUUGUCAGAAGAGGAGGAAAAUGUGGAAAAUAAUCAGUCUGCUGCUUCUGUGUGCUGACCUCUGGGGUUAUCUGAAACAGGUUGCAUACUUGUGUAGGUGUGUGUGCAAGUUAGUGGGUCUUCUUCUCCGUUUGAGUGUGUUUGAUUCAUUUUAGCGUAACUGCAAGCUUGUGAAAAUGUCUAUGAGUGUAUAUUUAUAUGUUUGCAUAUGUUCAUAGAUGUUUACUUGCUUUUGCGAAUCUGUUUGUGAGAGGAAAAGAGAGCGAGAUAGAGAUAAGAGUCUGUAAAUCUACCAGAGCUGGUCUUCAUGACAUCACAAUUUGGGAGGAUCUUAGUGGCCAGGAAAGUCAAUUAGAGUUAAACUGAGUUUACCAGCUGAGCACUUAGUAUAAGACAGAAAAAAAAGAGGAAAAAGGAGUGUGUGUGAAGGAGGGAGAGCAAGAAAGAGAGAGAGAGAGAAAGGGGGAGGAGAUACAAAAGGGAGGAACAGAGUGAAGAGGAAGGGAGAGAGAGACAUAGUAAGGAAGGUUUAGGGAACAAGAGGGAGUUGUUGCUGAGGAUACAGUUCAGACAGAGAGAUAGACACAACUCCUGUAGCUUCCUAACGCGUACAGUGUGUUUUAAACAACCAGGAGUGGAAGUGCAGGCAGCAGAGAAAGGGUGUUGCCUACUAGCAGAGGUCAAGCAGGCGAGCAGGCAGAGGGGAAGCCGGUGGAUGUUUUUAAGAGUUUGCUUAUCUGACACUGACAACAGGAUGAGAAGCUGAGCAAGGGCACAAAGAGGGGGGAGAGAAACAUGGAGGGAACAGUCUGUUUAUAUAGGAAGCAUAGAAGAGACAGGCGCUGGUUACCUUGAGAGAGGUGGAAGAAAAGAAGACAAGAGAAGGGGGGAAAAAAAGAGGUAAAAGAAAAAAAGUCCACUUUGUCCGUUUUGUCCAAAGGAGUGGAAGCAAGAGCCGAGGGAUCGUAACACUGGAGCUCAAGGAUAAACCAUGGACUCUGCAUACAUCCCACUACACCUGGACGUGAGUACUACAUCCCCGCCACACACACACACGCACGCACACAUACACACACUCACAUCUGUCCGUCUGUCAAAACCACAAGCCUCAGGAACUGUGCUGCUGAAACCAUUAGUUACUCAGGGGAUCAGCUCACACACACACACGCACACACAUGCAUACACUGCUGGCACACACUGUUGCUCAAUCAAAAUCUUGUCCAGUGAGCAACUCGUCCAAGAAUAAUGUGCCCAUUAUGAGUUCAAAGAGCAUAACGUAAUCCCACGCCACUGCAACAUGCUCGGUAUGAAUCGGCCCUCAGUGUGAACGCUCGGGAGCUUUUAAUGUGAAAAGCAGAGGUGUGUUUUUGUUCCGUAUUUCACGUCGGUUAAGCUGUCAGACAUACGAUGAGAGCAGCCUCAGAGCUUUCAGCAGUCAUGGCUCAGAUAUGCCAGUAUUUCCAUUGAUGCCUUCGCGGUGUUGUGCCUCAGCGGGGCCUCCCGUUAACCACAAUGCACUUGUGAGACUCAGACCUCCGGGUAUCACUGGCUUGACACACAAGAGGAGGUGCUGCAGGGGAGGAAAGAAGCAUGAGGAUGAAUGAAAGAUCUUUAAAGACACGGCAACCUGUAGGAGCUUGGCUAAAACUCAAAGACUAAAACUCAGGGUGUAAACCAGAAAUACACGUUCAAGCAAACUUCCAUCUAACAACCCAGUUUGUCCACAGUUACACAUGUCCGCUCGUGUAUCUGUUUAUUAGCCUUCACUCCACCCAGCAAUCAGCAUGUUUGAACCUUGUACUGUUCCCAGCAUGUGCGUGUGCAUGUGUCUACGUAUACGUGUGUAUGCAUGCGUGUGCAUGUCCAAACUGAUACCUAACGUCUUGCACGUAUCUAUCAACCCAUUUCCUUUUAGCAUUCAGCAUGUGUUGAAACCUAAUGCUGUUUAAGCGUGUGUGAGGACUGUGCAUGUGUGUGUGUGUUUCCAAACCAUACCCAACUCAUUUCACAUAUUUACACCCCUACUUUUGUGAAUGUGUUCCUGCGUGUGUUUGUGCUCACUCCCUCUGGCAAUUAGCAUGUGUUUGAAUGUUUGAACCCUCUGCUUCCAAGUGCGAAUGUGUGUGUGUGUUGCAUGGUGUGUGUGUGUGACAUUAUAUACAGUUUGACGUCCAGGUCAUUAGCCUGCUAAUCGGCCCAGCUGGAAUGAAUUAGCGAGCUGUUUUAAUGGAGGGCAAUAAAACCCCACAGCAGCUUACCUGGAAUAUUGUUUUAAUGAUUUCAUCUGCUAUGAGCCAAACCACAACUCCAACAGCAACUGUUUUGGACACCACUCACUCUGCCGUGUUACAUAUUAACACCAAAGCUCAAAGAUGUCUAUCAAUGUCCAGUUAAGUGUGGGGAUUAUUGAAGUCGUAAUCUUUUAGUUUUGCAUCCGAACUUUGUUGUGCAUGGGCAGAAAAGGAGCAGCAGUGACAGCAGAUGUAUCCUGAGAGGUGUAUAUUUAAGCUCAACAUCACAUUUGUGAUCACAAGGCUCUCUGCCACGACAUUUUUUGAAGUAUCUGAAUAAGCUCAGAGCGAGUAAACGAACCCUGUGGCACAUAUCAUAUUCUGCGAGGAUAAAACAGCAGCAUAGAAAAAUGAGAGCUUGAAGGGGGUGAGGGUGGGGGGUCAGGGCAAAUGAGAGGAGGAAUUUGGGAAAAGAAACACGGGAAGAACAACAGGAAGGGAAAGUUGAGGGACCAGGGGUAACAUGAAGACAGCGGCGGUGGAUAAAUCAGCCGGCUGCGGUGACACUCCGGCCCUCUGGCCCGGCAACAGUCGGCCGCACUCUUCCGCAAAAACACCAUUCAUUAAAGGCCUAUAGGAAAAAAAAAGAGCAGCGAAGAGGGAUAGGGAGAGAGGGAGGAAGAGACUGGGAAGGUGAUGCACAGAUUUAUCAAAUGAGAAUUAAUAAAGCACUUUAGUAGAAAGGAAGCAGAAAAGCGAAAAGUAACUACUAUCCAACAAUGAAGACGCAGCAAAAGGACAAAGUUCAGAGAAUGCUAAAAGGAACGAGGAAGGGGAAAGGGCACGAGGUUGCAAAUAAACAGAUAAAAAGAAAGGAAGAGAGAGCAGAGCGGACACCAGAGGUCAGAGGUUUUAAUCAGCGAGUUCAAAAAGACACGAGGCAGGCGGGUGACGACACUUGUCUGCCUCGCGCCGGGGUCACGCUACGUCUCAGGAGAUCAGGUCACAUCUAAUAUGUCUAAUAACACAUACAGUGCAAAGCAAAGCAAAACACCAGUGGAUUCCCAACCCUUUGUUUCACCUUAUCUCUCACCCAUUCAUCACACAGCUCCUCCAAACAUUUGAUUAGUUUGUGCCAGAGAGAGCGAAAGAAUCCAAAGAUUACAGUAAGGAAGGGGCAGUCAGAUAUAAAAAGCAGGAACUGUGUGAUCAUAAAAAUGUCUGCGUUUCCAGAUAACUGGAAUGAGUGGACAUUAGGGUGGGUGGCACCCUGAUGCACAUGGCGCAUAAAGAUACUAAAUUAGGCCAGGAAGCUCUUUGCCUGAGUCAGACCUAGUCACAACAGAGAGAUCAGUAUGUCAAAGUGAUGAAGUGGUAAAGCUGGCCUCUUUUUUUUUUUGCAAACCUGCUUUUUUCUCAUUUUCGUCAGUGUUUAUCCGCCUUGCACAGGCUGUGACAGACCCUAAAAACCUUUGAACCUCCUCCUUUGAGUCACCUGGGUGGUUUUUGUAGGUGAGGAAAGUACAGGAGAGAGGUGUUUUUGUCCUUAAUCUGCUGUACAAGUCUCCUCAGUGUAUGGGAGAGGCUGUCCGGCAGAGUGUCUAAUCUGUAAUUGUCCUCUGCUGCAUGCCUCAGGUGAAACAACUCUGGGUGGAGCUGAGAGAGUUUAAUGGAUAGCUAGGACAAUCCCACGCUUGGAGGUGGCUUAUUUUCCCAGGCCUGCCCUUUGAACCUCGAACCACACCAACAACACACACAUACACAAGGCAAAAAGCAUAAAACACACACACCUUCACACCUGUGACCUCCUUUUAACCCUUUUUCUGACAGCAUGGUGAGAUUAGCAGUCAUUACAGCGUCAUUAUGUGUUUACUCGGCUGUAUACGCUCCUGUUAUCUUGUUGUAAAGGGUAAAAUCAAUUCUCUGUCCCGAGAGAGAUUAGAUAAAACAGAUAGAGGAGACAGAUAUGACGGAGAGCUUGGACAAGGAAAGAGAUAACAGCAUAUGAGUUCAUCUUUGUGUGAGAGUCAGACUGCUCAGGUGCUGCUUCCUUUGAAAUACUCCACCGGGAAGAGUAAAAGCACUCUGUUCCUGUCUGUGUCGCACUUUGAUUCAUGAAAAGAUCUGAUUUUCUUGUUUCAACAGGAUUAUUUCUGUUUACCUGACCUGUUUAGAUCUCAUUCUGACCCCUUUAGGUCAAGAGGGCUGUUAACUUGCUGGUUUCUAAUUACCAGCCCAGUUAUUAACACAUGCACUUAAGAGGGCCAGGGUGUUAGCCAGGUCAUGGUAGUAAUUGUGUGACCCCUGUUAGUGGUAAUGUUCCCGCACUGAGAACAGCCAUGGAGAAAGACAAGCUGAGUCGGCUGAAAGAGUUUCAGGCUGUGACAGAGCAUGAAAACCAUCAGACUUCUUUCAUAACAUCUUAAUAUAUCAUGUAGCUGCUCUAAAAAGCAAAAAAGUUUAGCAUUUUGAAUUCAAAAUACAACAUUAGAUCUGGGAAAUGCUAAAAGAAAAAACACUUCUGCUGAAUUUUAAGUGAUAUUGACGUUUGGAGCAGCCAUCAUGCAUACUAUAAAAGAUUAAAUAUUUGGAAACAGCAUAAUCAAAAAUCUUGCUCAGCUCAGCAGCUGAGCAAGGAUGGAUCCUCAAGGAUUUAGAGCCAGUCAAAGCAUACUCUGCCCAAGUCACCAAGAAAUCACAGGGCUGACAUAAACAUAGAAAAUAAGGUCACCAAAUCAUUGCACGUCUGUACAAAGGAAUAACAUACUGACUCAUGCAGAAAGGUUCCUGCUUGGUUUGAACCAUGAACUGUCUUGCUGUGAGGCACUUUGAGGAGUUAUAUCUGGUUUUAGAAUAGUUUUAUGGUCACACCGAUGCCUCACGACACAACAUGUUUGGUUUUCCCUAUAUAUCAAAUUUAAGUUCCUGUGCCGGAGUCAGAGUGUAAGAAGUCGAGUUGAUGUUUGGCACUUUCCUGUAAGCAUCAGUUUUUAAACUUUGUUUUUUAACUUUCUUUUCAAUAAAGUUUUGCCAUCAUGGCUGAUACUGUAGCAAGAUAAACAAAAUGACUUAGAGUAUUUUUUUUCUAUUUGAAGUACUGUAAAAGAGAAAAGGGGUUGUGAAGGGAGUUUAAUUUGAUGGAUGCAUCCGAAAACAACACAAAAGAGUCAGAUUGUUGGUAUAUUUUUGAUACCAUUCAGACAUUUAUUGGGACCUGUGAGCACACAUUAUGACACCAGGGAUGUUACAGGUACAGUUAAACAUAAACUUUUGUAAACUAACAGCAACGAAUCAGGGUUUGAAGGCUUUGUUUUUGGUAUAUCACAGCUAAUUAUUAAUGUCUCUUUCAAAAGGUUUCCUUGAACAAAGAAAAUAAGGGGUCACACGUAGAUUCUUUCUUCUUUCAUUUCUGGAACAAAAACACACUGAGUGAUUGAAAGUGCUCAUGGGAAAUGUAGUUUUCAUCCCCAAAACACUACAAAUGUCACCAGAAUGAACAAAACAUAAAAAUUAUUCAUAGUUGCCACCUAUCCCUUGAGUAUCCUGGAUGUCAUUUGAUUUUUUGUGUGUGUAAAAUACAGCAGGUUAAAGCUUCUGUGAGGAACUUUCAGUUUGUUUCCAUCUGUACCCUCUACUAAACAGUCAUUGUCUCUGUAGUGUCCUCUGAAAGAAAUAUCUUUGACAGUCAAACUAUCAUGUUUUGGGAAAAUUUCACUUAGAAAACAAAACAAAAACCAGCUACUUGGCUGAAACUUACCCCCCUGCACCAGUUUCAGGCACUUAAAAGUACAAGAUAAAAGUCGUCAGUCUUUUCAUGAGGGGUUUUACUUGCUUUUGUACAUCAUAAAAAAGUAUAUUUAUUGAUAUAAAAGAAUCCUCAUAGGAGCUUUGAACAGGUAAAUAAAACUGUCAGUAUAUGUGAAGAAAAAAAUCAGUGUAAUAGGUACUCUGUGUUGUUAGGGUCUGUUUAAGGUUUCUUUUUUGUAAUUUUAUGUAUAAUAACCACUAAAAGCUGAAAGCUGAAAAGGCUUCUUUAGCUCCAAAGGAUUCCUGUCAUCCUCAUUGACUUACAAAAGUUGAACCAAAAAUGAUAAAAAACAAAUAUUCUCCAGUGGUUUGAAAAGGAACAUAGAUAAAAAACAGAUAUCCAUCAUUGUGAAAGGUCCUUUAACUUCAUUACCUGUCAGUGAAGUCCACCACAUAUGAUGAAUGCUAUUUAUUUUUCACAAACAACAAUUUGAUUUCUUUUACUCAUAAAUAAGCGGCAUUAAAUCCAGUCCAAUUACACAUCGAGACCUCUUUACUCCUGUUUGGUGUCAUAGGAGAUAUAUGGUCCUUGGGGGUCUACAGUUUGCCAUAAAUUAGCCAAGAAAAAACAAAGCAGCACAGUUUCUACAGCAAGAAGUAAUGAGCAUACAACUUCGUAUGGAUAUGUGGAUAGUAAAUUUCUUGAACAUAUGUCACAUGAAGGCUGAAGACUAAUGAGAAACUGGCGUGUCCAGGAAGGAGAGGACAUAAGCAUGAUAUACAGAGUACAGGAGCAUCUCAGGGCAGCUAUCUGUUUUGCAGAUUUCUCGACCAAUACUUUAUAUGGCUUUGUUAUGUCAUAUGAGUUAUGUUGUCUCUGAGUAAAACACAUCAUUUCUAAGCACCUAAAUGCAAAAAGACUCCUGCACAGCCUGCCUAUACAUUGUUUCUUCUCAUCCCUCCAGGUCCACCAUGCUCCCUGCUAACCUCCUGCUCCUCAUGGUCCUGCUGCUACCUCAAGCCUCGUCUGGUCGCCAGGGUGGAGACACCAGCGAGAUCAACCAUGACAGGGUGUCCUCCAUGCCUUCCUCCUUGUCGUCCCCACCGGCUGGUUCCUUCUUAAAGCCCAGCCUGGCUCAGACCAUCCAGAGUCUCCUCUUGAGCCGUCUGGGCCUACAGUCACAGCCCGACCCUCGGCCUGGGGUGCCAGUGCCCCAGUACCUCCUAGAUCUCUACCGCUUCCACCAGCAGCAGUACCACUUAGUGGAGGAUCCAUCAUUUAGCUUUCCAAGCCAACACAUUCAGCAAGCUAACACCGUACGCAGCUUUCACCACAAUGGUAAGCCCAAACUGGGUUGUACUAGUUAUUGAAUCACAAUCAAAAUAGCUGCUCUGUCAUUAAUGCGCACAUAGUCUGUGUUCCUUUUAUCAGCCACAAAUGAAGUAUAAAGAGUUUGUAUUGGAACAGUUGCAGAUUUCCUGACUGCUCCUCUCUCAAAACAUAUGUUUGGGCAAAACUAGAAAUCUCACACAUUGUUUUGGAAUCUAUUCAACAGUUCCUAGCAUGGCCAGAUUAAUUCAUUAAUGGAAACUGGGGCAAAUAUCUCCUUUUGAGUCAACCCACCCUACUUGUGCAUUGUUUGGUAGAUUUCUUUUAUCUGAUAUCUCUCUUUCACGACUUGAUAAAUACAGUAUAGUAAGUCGCUUCACAUUAUCACUGGUUUACACCACACUUAAUGCUAAUGCUCUUUGUCUUUCUCCUUUCCUUGCUCCUAGAACCCCUCGCUGAUGGUUCCAAAGCAGAGGAUCACAAGAAGGUGCACAUCUCCUUCAAUAUUUCCUCCAUCCCUCAAGAUGAGAGACUCCUCUCUGCUGAGCUUCGGAUCCUACGCAAUGACAGGGCCUCGCUGGGCCCUGGAGCCCACAGACUAAAUGUAUACCUCUCUGAGCACCAUGAGGACCCUCAGUCUACCCUGCUGGAAACAAGGUUGCUCAGCACUGGUCUCCAAAGUGGUUUAUGGGAGGCUUUUAGCUUGAACACAGAAUUCCUCGAUAAGGCUCUUACUGGGACUGGCAGCCUGGGCUUUCUCUUGGAGGUCAGACCUGAGAACAGCACCACUUUACUCCCAAAUCAGAAUGUCUCCUCUGCUGCUGGUGAGGAGCAUGUAGAGAAGCACAAAGAGGGACACCUAAGGGUACAAAGGUCUGUGGGUCAGGACGAGCACAGCUGGGCCCAGGAGAGACCACUCUUGGUGACUUACAGCCAUGAUGGGCGUGGGGAGCCCUUGGUCAAACAUGGCAGGAGAACCCCCAGUGGUGGCCACAGGUUGAGAGGGAGAAAAGGUAAAAAAGAGAGGGGCAGGAGCGGCGUUAAGGAACAUAACAGAGAACAAACUUUGAGGAAGGACAAAAAAAAGGGGUAUAAUAGUCCAGGCUGGGGGGUUGACAAAGGCGGAAUCAGUUGGAGUGAUCGUGGAAGGGUUAAGAGAAAUGGUGGCCGUGCCGCAAAACUGAAGCGCCUUUCCCGUAACAGAUGCCGUCGUCAUCCUCUAUAUGUAGAUUUCAACGAUGUGGGCUGGCACAAGUGGAUCAUUGCACCAAGUGGCUAUGACGCCUUCUUCUGCCUGGGAGAGUGUCGCUUCCCUCUGGCCGACCAUAUGAACUCAUCAAGCCACGCCAUGGUUCAGACUCUGGUAAACUCUGUGAAUGGAGCAGUGCCCCGGGCCUGCUGCGUCCCCACCUCCCUCAGCCCCAUUGCCCUGCUCUACCUGGAUCCCCAAGACAGAGUAGUUCUGAAGAAUUACCAAGACAUGGUGGUGGAAGGCUGUGGAUGCCGGUAGUGGGCUGAAGCAUUCACCCAGAGAAAGUCAGACUAGGACGGAGGAGCAUCGAGAGAAGAGAAAAAGAGAAAGCACGGGAAGGCAAAUGACGGGAAGAAGAGACUGUAGCCGACAGAGACUGAUCGAGAAAAAUGUAGCAGCUUCAGAGAAAUGAGCAAGGGAGAGGCGGCGAAGGGGAGGCAUAUAGCAGCAAUAUCAUUAUCAGGAGCAAGAUAAAAGGGUCAGACAUAGGAAGAAAAAGAGUGAGAGAUAGUCCUAAUGUGCCACACAGCAGCAUAAAUGAUGAGACAAAAGGCAACAUAUGUAAACUGCCUGGAAUUACUGUUCAGUGUUUGCCCGUAUGCUGACGAUGCAGCUGUCUUCACAUCAACAGACAGGCUAUGUGUUCUAUCAUGAAAAGCCAGUGCUUUAACAUACAAGGUGUCCUAUCUAUACUGCAGUGUUUUCCACCCAUUAUGCUCUCAUAUGAUUGCCUGAUAGGCAAGCGCACGCAUGUUAAGCUGUUGUGGAGUGAAGCUUAAAGGGUGAACUGCCACAGUAGGCAGUUGAGGGAGUUGGAGCAGGAUUUUGCAGCUUUUUUCGAUGGAAGUCCUGAUGAUUAUUUGCAAUAUGACAAUGACACUGGCACAGUAUCCAAACUGUGCAUUAGUGUUGUUUCUGCAGGGUGCAUUUGUUUUCAUGAACAGUGGUUCGGUGAUCUACUGUCACCUACAAGCACCCCUUCAUCACUAGCUAUUUAAAACCACAACAAUAAUGCUGAGGAUCUAUUAUGUUAUAGUCUGAAUGUACUGCAUCACUAUUAUUUAAAAAAGAGACUUUUUGUACAUUUAUUUUGCAGACAUGAAGAAAAAUCCAAGUGAUAAUUGUCAUGUGAUUAUGCAUAAUUCCACUGAAUGCAACUCUAACUUAAAAGAUACAUUAUGUAUUUAAACAGCAGCAAUAUGUUGUAUUUAAUCUUGAAAAUAUUUAAGAUAGUUGCACUCAACAGAGCGUACAGCAAACCGAGAGCCUGCCAUCCGCAUGAAGUAAGUUAUAGUAGCUUUACAUUUGUACAACCGUUCAGUGUAUUGAAUUAACAGUCUGUGUUACUUAAACAUCCCACCUUAUCAUUGCACACAUUUUGGUGUACAACAGCUCAACUAACAAGCCAACUGAAGGCUCUGUGUAUUGUAGCUACUGAAGUGUUGUGUCUGCAUGUGUUAAGAAAAAAAAAAAAAAGGAAAACUGAUAAUAAAUCUGGGACUUUUGUGCCUUUCAAACAGGGGCUCUGAAAGUGUUCUCUGCUGAGCUUAGUAACUGUUUUUCAGUGUUGCAUUUUUCUCUCUCAAUGGAAACAUUUAAGCAACAGCUUGUAAAAUGUUUGACAAUAUACCUCUAAUAAACAAAGCAAACAGCAC